Candidozyma duobushaemuli is the source of this 1971-nucleotide messenger RNA. RefSeq names its product GTPase. Gene Ontology annotation, biological process: positive regulation of translation. Bases 1 to 1971 code for a protein of 656 amino acids. NCBI's taxonomy places the organism in Eukaryota, Fungi, Ascomycota, Pichiomycetes, Serinales, Metschnikowiaceae. The record is from RefSeq and is a predicted model, not a curated record. The transcript has a single exon. Gene Ontology annotation, cellular component: mitochondrion. Gene Ontology annotation, molecular function: GTPase activity; GTP binding; mitochondrial ribosome binding.
AUGCUACGAGGGUCGCUCAAGGCCACCUUCAGAAAGUCGGCUCCCAAAUAUUUCCAUAUUUCAACAGCUCUACUAUCGACUCCAAAGACUGCAGCUACGCAAGACAAGAAGAUCAGUCUAGAUAAAGACAAUCAUAUAAAGUGGGUCUACGACAAGAUUGACAAGAUCCCACUAGAAAACUACAGAAACUUUAGUAUUGUUGCUCAUGUGGACCAUGGUAAGUCAACACUUUCAGAUAGACUUCUAGAGAUCACAGGCGUCAUUGAGCCAGGAUCCAACAAGCAAGUUCUCGAUAAGCUAGAUGUGGAACGAGAACGAGGCAUCACCGUCAAGGCCCAAACAUGUAUGAUGUUCUACCAACAUCCUGAAACAAAAGAAGAAUACUUAUUGCAUUUGGUUGAUACGCCUGGUCAUGUAGAUUUUCGUGCAGAGGUGUCUAGAUCGUACGCUUCUUGUGGAGGUGCGCUAUUGAUAGUGGAUGCUUCACAAGGCGUUCAGGCCCAAACUGUGGCUAACUUCUAUUUGGCAUAUAGCAUGGGACUUAAGCUUAUCCCAGUUAUCAACAAAAUUGACUUGGAUGCCGCAGAUAUUCCUCGUGCAAUGGACCAGGUCGAGACAACCUUCGAAUUGGAUAGAGAGGAUUGCAUUCCCGUCAGUGCCAAAACCGGCCUCAAUGUUGACAAUAUUCUAGAAGCCAUCGUGAGAGAUAUUCCUCCUCCAGACGGGAAUCCAGAGGGCAAGUUGCGAGGCCUACUUGUCGACUCAUGGCAUGAUCCUUACGUUGGAGUAGUGAUGCUUAUGUAUGUGAAGGACGGCUGUAUCCGAAAGGGCAUGAAAUUGGUUUCAGCCCACACGAACAAAAAGUAUGAGGUCAAGGAGGUUGGUGUGAUGUACCCGGAUAAGCUACCUAUGAGCAAAGUCGGAGCUGGUCAGGUUGCAUAUAUCAUUCCUGGUAUGCGUAACCCUAAAGAAGCCAUGAUUGGAGAUACAUUUUUUCAAAAUGGCAAUCAUGAAGGGUUGGAGCCACUUCCAGGCUUUGAGGAACCUCAGCCGAUGGUGUUUGUUGGUGCAUUUCCUGCUGAUGGUGGAGAAUUCAAACUGAUGAACGACCAUAUCGAGCAUCUUGUUCUUAAUGACCGGUCUGUCACCUUGCAGAAAGAGACAUCCAACGCUUUAGGACUAGGUUGGAGACUAGGCUUCUUAGGAUCCCUCCAUGCAUCGGUGUUCCAGGAAAGACUUGAAAAGGAGUACGGUGCAAAAAUCAUCUUGACGGCACCUACUGUACCUUACAAAAUCGUCUACAGAGAUGGCUCAGAGAAGAUUAUCUCGAACCCUUCUGAAUUUCCAGGAGUCGAGAAUAGACAAAACGUCGAUAAGGUCCAGGAGCCAUUUGUCACGGCCAUCAUGACGAUUCCUGACGAAUAUGUGGGAACCGUCAUGUCCCUUUGCGAGAGUUCCAGAGGUGUUCAAAAGGAGUUGGAAUAUUUGCAAACAGGCCAAGUUCUUCUCAAAUACGACAUUCCGUUGGCACAGCUCGUGGAGGAUUUCUUCGGAAAGCUCAAAGGUCUCACCAAAGGUUACGCUUCUUUGGACUAUGAAGAUGCUGGCUACGAGAAUUCAGACGUUGUGAAAUUGGAGCUCUGUGUCAAUGGUGAGCCUCAAGAUGCCUUGACGCAAAUCAUUCACAAAUCACAGUCCCAAUCGAGAGGAAGGGAAUACGUUGCUCGCUUCAAGGAAUUCCUAAAAUCUCAACUUUUCGAAGUUGCGAUCCAAGCUAAAGUUCUGAAUAAGGUCGUGGCAAGAGAGACCAUCAAAGCAAAGAGGAAGGACGUCACGCAGAGAUUACAUGCUGCUGAUAUCUCUAGAAGAAAAAAAUUGUUGGAGAGGCAGAAGGAAGGAAAAAAACAAAUGAAGGCUUCAGGACGUGUUCAUAUUAAUAAUGAGGCGUACCAGGCUUUCUUACGUCGCUAA